Eurytemora carolleeae is the source of this 929-nucleotide messenger RNA. Its product is annotated as troponin I. The coding region runs from base 137 to 568 and encodes 143 amino acids. Lineage: Eukaryota; Metazoa; Arthropoda; Copepoda; Calanoida; Temoridae. Gene Ontology annotation, cellular component: troponin complex. The transcript has 2 exons. The record is from RefSeq and is a predicted model, not a curated record. Gene Ontology annotation, biological process: muscle contraction.
GGCGGGCUGACCCGGGCAGCUGUAACCUUGUCUUGCCCAGGAGCAUUGUUAUAUCCUUCUCUAGUUGUUAGUACCCCAGACACCAUUCCAGGAGGUGCUCCCAGUUCGAACCACUAGUUAAAAGAAGAAGCUAAUCAUGGCCAAGAAGAAGGGAUUUAUGACCCCCGAGCGUAAGAAGAAGCUCCGUACCCUACUUCGUAAGAAAGCAGCUGAGGAGCUGAAGAAGGAGCAGGAGAGGAAGGCCGAAGAGCGUCUUCGCGUCAUUGCCGAGCGCUGCGGCUCCAAGGCUCAGUUUGAGGAAUCCUCUAUGGACGAUCUCAAGAAGAUCUGCCAACAGUACUUUGACAAGUGGUACGGGCUCGAGGGGGAGAUGUUCUUCCUUCAGCGCGAAGUGAUUCUUCGUGAUCUUCAGAUCAACGAGCUCACCAUCUCCGUCUCUGACAUGAAGGGAAAGUUCAUCAAACCCACCUUGAAGAAGGUCAGCAAGUACGAGAACAAGUUUGCAAAGCUCCAGGAGAAGGCCGCCAAAUUUGCCUUCGCUAAUCAGCUCAAGCAGUCCAAGGGCUAAACCUAAACCCUUUUCUCUGCAAUGAUUUUAUUGUCAGGAGGGGGCGGUAUCCCCCCCCCCUCAUUGCCAGGGGUUCUGGACACGUGAUCUUUCUCCAGGAUAUCCCCUUGGUAGCCUGACUAUCCCCUAACCAGGAGGCCGGUAGAACCGGAGAAACCCCGGUUUUAUCGUUUCUUCUCUUUACUUGUAUUUUGGCCAGUACGCUAUGUUUGUACAUAUGUAUUAUAUAAAGUAUGUAAACCUCUAUUUCUGUAUUGUUACUUUUUAACCCUGAUAAUUUGACCUUUAUGCUCAAUCUAAUUUUUCAGGAUUUGAUGGUGUCUAUAAAGAUAAUAAAAUAAAGGUGUGUUUAUGUUGGGAA